This is a messenger RNA of Drepanopeziza brunnea f. sp. 'multigermtubi' MB_m1, 1326 nucleotides long. RefSeq lists its product as uncharacterized. The record is from RefSeq and is a predicted model, not a curated record. Gene Ontology annotation, molecular function: polygalacturonase activity. Lineage: Eukaryota; Fungi; Ascomycota; Leotiomycetes; Helotiales; Drepanopezizaceae. Gene Ontology annotation, biological process: carbohydrate metabolic process.
AUGCUUCCAUUUUAUAUGCUUCUGCUCCUGGGCACAGCUCCAAUCUUAACUUUUGCUUCUAGCAUAUCUCAGUUCCCUAUUUUCGAAAACCUCAGAACUACUCGUCCGUUCACCGCUCGCCUUUCUCCACCACGGAACAAGACCUGUGUUGUCAAUAGUCAUAAUGACUUGUUGAUUGACGACUCGGAAUACAUACUCUCAGCUAUCACGGAAUGCAAAGAUGGGGGUCACGUAAUCUUCUUGCAGAGGUCGACAUACAUUAUCGGCAAGCCGCUCAACCUGACAGAUCUCUCAGCCAUUGACCUGGACAUCCAAGGCAACAUCCAGUUUACGAAUGACACAACGUACUGGCAAAAGAGCGCUUUCCAGCUCGGCUUCCAGAAUGCGACCAGCUUUUUCAUGCUAGGUGGAAACGAUGUGAACGUCUACGGCGGCGGGACCAUUUACGGCAAUGGUCAGACAUGGUGGGAUGCCUUCGCCGCGGAGAAGAGAACCAAUCGACCCAUCCUGUUUGCAACGAUCGGCCUCCGUGGUGGCUCGAUCUCGGACCUAGGUCUUUCCCAGUCGCCGUUCUGGCACAAUAUCAUCGCCAACUCGAGCGAUGUGGUGUAUACCGAUAUGCGAUUGUAUUCCGUCAGCAACAAUCGGAAUUUCGAGAAGAAUACCGACGGCUGGGAUAUCUACCGCUCCACCCGCAUCCUCAUCCAGAACUCGACGAUCACUAACGGCGACGACUGCGUUAGCUUCAAGCCCAACAGCACAGAUAUCACCGUCCGGAAUUUAAGCUGCAAUGGAACUCACGGUAUCUCGGUGGGCAGCUUAGGGCAAUACCCCGAGCGUGUUGAUUAUGUUGAGAACAUUCUCGUGACCAACAUCAACAUGUACAACUCUUCAGAAGGUGCCCGGAUCAAGAUCUGGCCCGACGCCUACUCGGAGAAGUCAGGCACUCUCAGUGGCGGAGGUGGCCGUGGACUGGUGCGAAAUGUAACAUAUGAUGGUAUGUGGCUCGACAACGUCGACUACGGCCUUACGAUCACCCAGUGCUACGGCCAGGAUAACGAAACCCUGUGUUUCGAACAUCCGUCAAAGCUAGAGAUCAUUGAUGUGACGUUCAAGAACAUCAGGGGUCGUACGAACCGAGUGUUUGCACCUAUUGUGGCCCACCUGGUAUGCUCUAGCAACCAGACCUGCUCCAAUAUCGUAGCGGAAAACGUGGAUAUCCGAACGAUCAGUGGAGCAAAUCUCGUGACUUGUAGAAAUCUUGACCGCUCGCUUUUAGGUGGCUUGAAUUGCACCGAUACUAGCAAGGGGUAUAAUCUAGCCUAA